Molecule: messenger RNA, 6134 nt
Organism: Pseudophryne corroboree (corroboree frog)
Lineage: Eukaryota; Metazoa; Chordata; Amphibia; Anura; Myobatrachidae
Gene: NHSL3
Product: NHS like 3
Exons: 7
Coding region: 351-3725 (1124 amino acids)
Biological process (GO): cell differentiation
Source: RefSeq, a predicted model, not a curated record
GAGGAGGAGAUAGGCCAUAGUGUCCCAGGCGUGAUGUCCCCGGUGUCCCAGGUGUGCCGGGCUCCGCCUCCGGGGCUGGAAUGCGGAAGCGGUGGGAGGAGGAGCCCGGAGAGAACUAGCGGGGAGACUCCUGGAGAGUGAGAGCCCGGCGGGACACUGGGGUGGGGGGGCAACCGGGGAGACGAAGCCUGCAGUCUCGGGGAGGAUUAGAGCGCAGCCCCGGACACGUGGAGCACAUCGCGCAUCACACACGGACACUGGUCCAGGGAGCCGCCGCCCGAAUUGGAAUUGUGCAGCCGAUGCAUCAGCCUGGGAGCCUCAGUGCCACCAUGCCCCCCACCAUCUGAAACAUGUCUGCUCAGACCGCCCUCCCGCCAGACCAUGACCCCUUGCCCCCUAUUCCAGAACCGGGCGCUUUAGAGCCCAAGAAGAAAAAGCACAAACCUGGCACCCUGCGGCGGGCACUAAGCUGGCUACGUGGGCGCAAAAAGAAAAAGUCAGAGGCCAAGCUGCAGGAGAGCAAAGAUAACUCCAAACCUGAUGGCAAUCCCCAACCAAUUCCAGCUCAGGAAAAUGAAUCUGCUGACAAUACGUUCUUCCCCAUCGCACGAACACCUCUUCUUGAAGAGAUUCACAACCAGGCUCAGGAGGGGCUCAAGUCUCUGCAGAGGAGAGAAAAACAGCAAAACAAGCAUCCCUCCCAGGAAGAGGACAAGACCUCGGAGCCCACACCUGAAACAAAUGAUGGCGGUUUCCGUACUCGCUCUCUCUCCUGCGCCACGGAAAAUACAGAUGAUACAUUGUCAACUCGGUCCGAGAUGAUCCAGCGCAAAGGCUCCACAUUUAAGCCUCAUGACUCACCCAGAACUCCUUCAACCAGGACAGGACGGAGACGUAAGGAGAAGAGAGCUACAGUGGUGGGAGUUCCACAGCACAUUGCAGCAGAGCUGGGUCUCCAUUCCUCUUCAUCACACCGUGGCAUCCACGAGCUCUUCCCCAGAGGAAAAAUUAAGCCAAGUGAAAAGGUUGCAGCAAUUCCCAUGGCGAAUGGGGUUCAAGGAGAAAAGGAAGAAUUUGUGGUUAUUCCUACAGUAGAUGGAAAGCCUGUUCCGGCACCACACAGUGGAGCCUACAUUUCACUGGCUGCUCUAGAACAGACAGAAGCUGCUUUGCAAAGACACAUAGACAAGGUUUAUCGAGAUGACAGUUGCAUUGGUCGGAAGUCUAACCACAAGAUAUCUCCCCUGCUCCUUCGCCCCAAAUCUCUUGCUGUCCCUGGCAUGACUACGCAUUCACCUCAGAGUGAUCUUGUGAGUCCCGUCAUGUCCAUAUCACCCCAAGCCACAUACAUGUCUAAGAUUAUACCAAAUGCAGUUCUUCCUCCGAUGGUUGAUGUGGUGGCCUUGAGUCGCUCCAGUGUUCGAACUCUGAGCAGAUGCAGUCUUGCUACAGCUAGCCCAGCUUCAAUUCGUGGUUCUUUGCAUAGAGGGAGGGGGAUGUCUUCCUCUAGUGACACAUGGAGCCGUUCCCAAUCCACAGAAACUAUAGUAUCUGACUCUUCCACCAUCUCCUCCAGAGGUGGUGAGAACAUGCUAGAAGCUGAAACACACGAAUCUGGAUUAAGCACUGGCAGAACAUCUCCUGCCCCCAGCACAGGCACCCAAGAUGGCUCGGAUGCAGCCAGCAUGUGUAGCGGUCGUUCAUCUGUACGUAGCGUUUCACUGCGAAAAAGAAAAAAGGCUCCUCCACCUCCUAAACGCACCUAUUCUUUGCAACAGCAGAGAGACAUGGGGCUUCCUCCCAGGCCAGAUAAAAAGUCCACAACCAAGAUUAGCAGUGCUCGAGACCCUUGGGUACCACGCACAGACAAAGUAGAAAAUGAUGUAUUUUUACCUUCUUUGGCUGGACCAAAAGUAAGCUCCCCUAGUCGGUCAGAUCGAACUUUAUCACCAUCAAGUGGCUACUCCAGCCAGAGUGGAACACCGACCAUGCCUGUUAGAGCUCUGCUAGAGUCUCCAGGUUCACGCAGAAAAACUCCACCCAAACCAGAGAGAACCAGCCUCAAGUCUGCAUCAUCAGUGAGCGCAUCUUCUACUACAGAGAAUGAUUCCCCUCUUAUCAGUCCCCAAAGAGCUGGUUCUUCUACGGGAGACAAAGAAGAACAAGAUCUAAUUCCCCCACAUCCAAAUGUGCCUGCCCCUUCUUGUCCCCCACCUAACAAAGCGAUUGACUUGGUUGUGACACCAGCUGCAACUCCAAAUCCAUCACCACCACCAUCUCAUCAUCCCACACCUCCACCUGCCAGAAAGUCAGAGUCAGACACUGACAUUACACCAUUGACAGUUGGGAAGGCUUCUCAAAAAGAUUCCUUGUGGCCGCCUCCUCCACCAGAAACUUCUGAUGUUCAGGAUUUAUCCAUGGCAGAUUUCCCUCCUCCUGAUGAACUCUUUUUACCUCCACCCCCAUCCUUAGAGUCAGUGUGUGGGGGUCUUACAAGUUCAGACAGUGUCACUCUCAACAAUGAUAAAAUGGAUGUAAUGCAAGUAGAAAUGCCCCUGUUAACACCCAAAAAUGAAAAGUCUUUGAACAUUGUUGGGGAUCCACAACCUGAAUCUGUGCCUUCAACUUCUAUAAAGCCUCCAGAUAGCAUUAUACAUGCCACUGUUACAGAGAUACCAUCUACAUCUGUGCCUCAUAUAGCCCAAGAGAUUGCAGAGCCUGUUGUGCCUCCCUCUACAGAGCAUAUGGUGGUGCCUCUCGCUACAGAUUCUUCACUUCCUACUGCUGUAACUUCAAUCAUUUAUAAGCCACAUGUUGACACCACAUCAACCACUGAACUCAAAGAAACACUUGAAGCCACUGUGCCACAAACAGCUACAGGGAAUACAUCUGUAACCACUACAGAGUCAAAAGAUUCCACUACAUGUUUGGUACAAACUGUGUCAUCUUCUGUGGAAUCAUCUGCGUCUACUGUGUCAUCAUCCGUUGUUACUACUAACAUAAUCCUUCCUCAAGCACCAGGCUCACCCCGUCCCAAGUCAAAUGUGUGGAAGCCAGCCAUUGAACCUAGAAAGCAGUCAGCAAACUAUCAGACCACUGCAGCUGUACACAAAGAAGAUGCAAGCUUGCCAAUAGUAACACCAUCCUUGCUGCAGAUGGUUCGUUUGCGAUCUGUACAAGCCAGGGGCCCACAAAUUCCAUUAUCUCAUCACCUAUCUGGACUUCCGGCCCCCCAAAAACCUGUUCGCAAGUCUCUGUCUCUAAGAUCCCCUCAGGGGUCUGACUCCUCCCCAGUAGAAAGCCCCACAGCACCACAUCACUCUCCGCACAAACCACCAGAUUCCCCUUCGGCACACAGAACACCAGCUUCUGCUGCUAGCUUUGUAUUUGCUCGAGGAUCCAAGAAGUUUGUGUUUGACCCUCCUGCAUCUCAAGAGGCUGAAUCCUCAUUGAAGAGGAAUUUGGUGGCAGAGCUCAAAUCACAUGGGGGACCUCGCAGCCCAGAUGGGAAACCCCCACUACAGAGGAAACCUAGCAAGAUUCCUCCACCUGUAGCAAGAAAGCCAUCAGUAGGGAUACCCCGGACUCCUACGAGCCCUGCAAACUCUACAGUGGGCACGAAUGACAGUGUGUUCACACCCUGUGAUCCCACAACAGCUGAGACUAAUGCAAUGGUGACCCAGGCAGGACAGGAGAAACACAAAAGCCAGCUGGAACAAGCAUAAUCAAGUCAUGUUGAAUAUUCAGGGUUCUGCCUUCUCAGGGACACCUCGGUGAUGCUCUGCUAAACCUUUCAUGAACUACUGGACUCCAAGAUUCGCCUUAAAUAUGUAUAGUCUUGGUAUUUAAACAACAACUGGUGUUGGUUCUCAUCUUAGUUAAUCUUUACUGUGUGAUUGUUGGACUACUGUAAAUGGUUCUAACUGAAGUACUGUGGUUGGAGUGCCAUCUGAUGGAAAGAGAAUAUCUUGCAGUCUGCAUCAUGGUAACUCUUGGUACUGCACCCUUGAACUGAAUUCAGUGCACAAAGCUGUAUUUUGGUGUAAAUUUUAUUUAAAAGUAAAAAGUACCUGCGGAAGCAGGUAGGACAGCUCUGUGGCUCAUAGGUGUAUAAAUAGAUGUCAUGCCUGCUGAUUUAGUACUCUUUGCAACCUAUAAAUGCUGGUGUUAGACUUAGAAUACUGCACAAAUAAAAACAAAAUCAGCACUUCUUUAUAAUACUGCAGGAUUUAACCCUGUUGUAUUAGGACAAUCCUUUCAGGCUUAGAGCUAUUUUGGCAAUCUAAAACUAAGCUAAUUUCUUAAUUAUCUGUACUGAAAAUAAAUUUUUUAAACUUUUAUAUGUGUUUAGCAAAACUGCGAAAUUAACCUAUUAUAAACCUUCUAAAGACAUGCCCUAGUGAUCACAUUAACUACUGAAUCCAGUCUAAACUGUACAAGUACAUAGUGGUGCAGGGGUAAUGGUGUGCACACACGGUGAGAUAUAUUCUUACGAUUUUGACUAUAUAGUCAAAGUCGUAAGAAAAGUUAGUGCAGAUCGCAAUGUGAAAGUCACCUUGCGAUCCUGAUACGCGGUCCCGCGCGGUCGGCAUCUCAAGCCUAGAUAGACUGUGCAGGCAAGUCAAUGUUUACUAUCUCGUAGAAAAGAACACUUGGCCAAAAUCGCACAGUCAGUAUCGCAAGCACAGUCAUUAUGUGCUUGCGAUGCCGACCUAGCCCCUGUCGCAUAGUGAGUAUCGGGGUUAGCCCGAAUCUCAGUGUGUAUGCACCUUAAGGUUUUUAAUCUUUAAAAGCACAUUAUAAGAAAGCAGCCUUAUCAGCUUGCAUCUGCAGCAUUCCAAUCCCACGUCUCCUUGUUCUGCUAUACAUGGCAAUUAAGAGACUUGUAUUAUAUAAAAAGGUAAAGCACAAUAAACUAUCCUGAUGGUUAAGUUACAUCUAAUAAGGACCCAUAUAUCCUUUCUAUUUAACCAUUUUGUAAUGCCUCAUGUAUUUGUUAUAGCAUUGAAUAUGCACCUUAUGGUUCAGUGUUAAGUUUCAAAGCACACUAUGGGUUAAUUGCUUUUUGCAAAUAGUAGCUUAAUGCAGAGAUCAGUGUAAAGCUGGCCACACAUCUAAAAGAUUAUUUCCAACACACUGGUUGGAACUAAAUCCAGAAAUGUAUGGAAGCAAAUGACAAUCGGUGGUUGUUUCCAAAUACCAGAAAACAAACAAAUGACCAUUUAGACAAGUUGGUUUAAUCAAUGUGAUUUAAUCAAGCUGCCUGAAGAACUGUUUUCCAGCAUUUGAGCACAAACGGGCAAUUGACAUUUGCUCACUUACAAUACCAGAUUUAAAUUUCCAACAGUGAACUAGUUUUUAGAUGCAUGACCAGCAUCCAUGUCCUGCUGAUCUAGAAGACACUUUAAUAAUCAAAUAGCAAUCCACUGUAUGUAUUGCAGGCAUGCUAUCAUUAUAAAUUACAUGGAAAUUAAGUCGUAAACAUCUCUUCUACUUAAGUGUACAGCAGGGAGGUCAAUGAUAUGCUAUACUUCAAUAACCAGAUUUAGUAAGAACACAAAAUUAGAAUUCUUGUGUGUAAAUUGCCAACAGUUGUACAAGCUUGAAGCACACCAGAGGGUUGCGGUUAAAUACAGAUCACCACACUGCCUUAAAGCUUAAACUGCCUUCACCUGUGUGCGCAGCUAGCACGCUGCAUAGCAAGAUUUACAAGUAACCUUUAUAUAGUUGUAUAGGUUUCCUGAAUCAUAUCCUGCUUCCAUUCUGCGUACAUUUAUAUUGGCACAUACAAAUCCCACCUUGCUAGCACCCUAUAUUCCUAAACAUUGGUUUGAAAGGUUUUCUAUUGGUACUGUAUUUAACCACUGCUCUCGGGAGUGUCAGUCUUAGCUGCAUUGUGGUACAUUUAAGGGUGGGGCUGUAGCCACCUCUUAAUUGCAAAUGUAAUGGUUUCUGUAUGAACAAAAUAAAUGAGUUUGUUGUGAAUAUAAUACAUACACAGAACUUUUCAGUCCCCAGCCCCCAUAUUAGAGACCAAAUUGAAGUUCUGCUUUUAGUGAUUAUAUAUAUUUGUCAUAGGCUUUGACUGAAAUCUGUAUGAAAUAAGCAAUCUUUUUAUAAAUGCUGUUACAAAA